AUGCCAAGAAUGAGUUCGAAAGAAGAGGCCAAAUCUUCCUCUGGCACCUUACAUUCUUCUGUUGAAGAACGGAGAAGGAGUCCUCUUGAUCAUUUACCGCCUCCGGCUAACUCCAACAAGCCGCUAACUCCCUUCAGUAUUGAAGACAUUCUCAACAAACCGUCGGUGCGGAGAGGCUACACUUUGUGCGGAACCAACCAUCUCCUGUCUGCGGCGGACAAACACACACCUUCGGGUAUCCCCUUGAAUAACCGGGCCGGGGUUCUGACCCAGACCUCCCCUCUCUGUGCCUUGGAGGAAUUAGCGAGUAAAACUUUUAAAGGUUUAGAAGUCAGUGUCUUGCAAGCAGCUGAAGGGAGAGAUGGUCUCUCUAUCUUUGGCCAAAGAUCGACUCCAAAGAAGCGCAGAAAGUCCCGGACCGCGUUCACCAACCACCAGAUAUACGAGUUGGAGAAGCGUUUCCUGUAUCAGAAAUAUCUGUCACCGGCUGACCGGGAUCAGAUCGCUCAGCAGCUCGGCCUGACCAAUGCUCAGGUCAUCACUUGGUUCCAGAAUCGCCGGGCCAAACUCAAAAGAGACCUGGAGGAGAUGAAAGCGGACGUGGAGUCCGCGAAGAAUCUCGGCCCGAGUGAGCUAGACAAAAUUACCAAAAUGGGCGAAAUAGAACAAACUGCGGCGGAAAUCGGCAGUCAGUCCAGAUCGCAGUCUCCUAUCGCACGGAAAAGUGCCCACGCCAAAACACCAGAUGCCCACAUCUCCCCUUCAUCGCUCGCAGUGGGACACCCGCCCAGAAAGGACUAUUCCGAGGAGGAUGAAGAGGAAGAGGAGAUUGAUGUCGAUGACUGA
This is a messenger RNA of Rhincodon typus (whale shark), 846 nucleotides long. RefSeq names its product ladybird homeobox 1a (gene lbx1a). The transcript has 2 exons. Bases 1 to 846 code for a protein of 281 amino acids. Gene Ontology annotation, biological process: regulation of DNA-templated transcription. Gene Ontology annotation, molecular function: DNA binding; DNA-binding transcription factor activity, RNA polymerase II-specific. NCBI's taxonomy places the organism in Eukaryota, Metazoa, Chordata, Chondrichthyes, Orectolobiformes, Rhincodontidae. The record is from RefSeq and is a predicted model, not a curated record.